This is a messenger RNA of Frankliniella occidentalis (western flower thrips), 1359 nucleotides long. RefSeq names its product dual specificity protein phosphatase 23-like. Gene Ontology annotation, molecular function: protein tyrosine/serine/threonine phosphatase activity. Gene Ontology annotation, biological process: cilium assembly; dephosphorylation. NCBI's taxonomy places the organism in Eukaryota, Metazoa, Arthropoda, Insecta, Thysanoptera, Thripidae. The coding region runs from base 124 to 780 and encodes 218 amino acids. The record is from RefSeq and is a predicted model, not a curated record. The transcript is spliced from 4 exons.
GUGGGUCCGUGGGUCAGUCGUUGCGAAGGGAAGGGCCGGUGGUGUCGUUCGCGUGUAGAGCAUCUCUCCCCCGCCGUCGUAGCCACAGCCCGCGAGCCGCGUCGUCCCCGCCCCGCCCGGUGAAUGCCGACCCCCGUCGAGAGCAAGCCGCAACCCCCCUUCCGCAGCCGCCCCGUCAAGAGCCCCCCGGAGGACAAAAUGGCCGAGCCCCAGGUCGCCGCCCCCGCCGCCGACGAGGAGCCCGCGGAGAGGCCGCCGCACGUACCCCUGCCGCCGCUGGACCAAGACCUCCUGGCCAUGCCGCCGGAGGAGUACUGGGUCUCCGACCUGCGCUGGAUCGUGCCGCAGCAGCUGGCUGUGGUGCGCGCGCCGAGAAACAGGGAGCACCUGGAGGCGCUGGUGCGCGAGAACAUCGUGCACCUCGUCACCCUGUCCCCGGACGCCAUGCCCAAGCCCGAGGACUUCCCCAACAAGAUCAAGUCCACCGUCAUCCCCGUCGAGGAGUUCGACAUGCCCACGGACGAGGCCGUGAACCAGUUCAUUGAACUCUGCGAGAAGGCGCAGCAAAAGAAGGAGGCCGUGUGCGUUCACUGCAGACAGGGCCGCGGGCGCGCGGGCGCGUUCGCCGCCUGCUGGAUCGUGCGCUUCCAGGGCAAGAUCCCCGAGGCCGCCAUCUCCGCCGUGCGGAUGCUGCGGCCGGGUGCCCUGGAGACCCUCGGACAGGAGCGCGCCGUGAAGCGGCUGCACGACAGGCUCAAGAAGAACCCGCCGGCCAAGUAGUCCCCCCCCCCUCCCUCCUCUCGUCCCCAUCACCGCAGCCCUGCACCGGCACGGCGGCGGCUCCCGCCCACUCAGUUGGCAGUGCCGCUUACAGUACUCGGGGGGUAAAGUCUCAAGAUUUGAGGGAUUUUGUUUUGGCAGAGGUUCCCGCUGCUCGUGUCCUUGUGUCCUCUGAUGUCCUGUUUCGAAAUGUGAUGUACGAAGCUUGUGACCCGAAGCCGCUGGCAUUAGUUUUCGGAAAAGUUGAAGUUGUUUUGCUAUCUUGUCUUCAGCAAAAAAGCAAAAUCAUAUACAAACAAAUGCCAAACAUUUUAAACAUUUUCAUUGGCAAAUAGUUUCCAGUGAAAUUCGAGCACUGUUGUGUAGUUGUGAUAUAGUUGCAUUUGUCACUUAUUCCCACCCGCGCGUCAAUUUUGCAUCAUGAAUACACAAAUUAGGUACGAAAUAUUCAUCUUGGCAUUUUAGUUUUGCCGUUUUGCAAUGUUUCGUACGUCUCACUUUUACCCUACAAACUGUACAACAUGAAAAGGCACUCUGUACCACCACCACCACCGGUCAAUAAAAUACUAUUUUACAUAA